AUGUGGGACUUGAAUAACUCACUCCAGAUCAGCUCCAGAUCACAGACCCAGGACCUUCGUUCUCCUGAUUUGCCACCAAAUUCUAUGCCAGUGAGAGGUUUCACAUAUGCACGACUGUUUUCACGUCGGCCCGAUUGCAUUGCUUCCCUUGAUUUAUCCUCGAGCGGCGGCCUGCGACCAGUCCCGUUCCCGGCUCCUCGAGGCUCAGCUGCAACGAGCCUGGGUCACUGUCCCACCAAAUCGUGUCAAUAUAAUUCACUACACGCUGGAUUCCAAGCUACAACGAAUUUAAAGGCUGGUACUGCUACAGUUGGGGGUUUGCGGUCCAAGAGACUCCUACCGGUACUCGAGAAGUUGCACAAGAGCGUGCAAGUUAUGUCGCAAGCGCAAAGUGAAAUGUUCUGGAGGCCUGCCGUGUUGCGCAAAUUGCCAGGCAAGUGGUUCACAUUGCGCAACACAUUUGAACCCAACUCAUAUCUCAGAUCCAUGGACUUGAACGCUUCCCUCGCUACUCUUCUCGAGAAUUUAAGUACGCGCUUGAGCGAGGAUGAUCAAGAAAUCGUCCGCGCCACGCUGCAGCAUGCCCAAGAUGAUUUGAUUUCUCACACUUCAGCCAUGUCUGUGAGAUCACAGGGCAAAAGAGUUCGUGAAGCAUCACCUGGCGACGACGAACCAGACGGCGAUCGUUGUGGAGAGGCAUUUGUCACUGCGUCAGUAGGUUCUAACGAUCAUGUUGAUAUGCUCAACGAGGAUUUGAUGCGUAAUCGAGAAGCCAGAGAGACCGGCUAUAUUGGCCAAAAUUCCGAGAUCCAAUGGCUACGGAGUGUCCAGCGUCAAUCCGAAGCGGGUAACUCAGACCCAUAUGGGCAGCGUUAUGGGCCUCCCGGCUCGAGUCGGGAGGCUGCUGAUGCACGCGCUGAAGCCCUACAUGAUCGAAGAAAACAUACGAAUCCCGGAUCUAUGGGGUAUGUCACCGACACCACUUUCUACCUCGAUAGUGACAACAUUGAAGUAGACAUCGCAGUCGAUCCUUACGAGAUGCCUAACCUGAACGUAGCGGAACGACUCUUUGACUGUUAUGUGAACACAGUACAUGACACCUUCCCACUAAUACCUCUCGACUUCGAAGAUCAGUUCCGUCAGUACAUAAGAUCGAUCGAGAAAGCGCAAGCCUUUCGAGUACCCGAUCCGUGGCGCGCAACAAUGUGA
This is a messenger RNA of Plenodomus lingam JN3, 1209 nucleotides long. The record is from RefSeq and is a predicted model, not a curated record. NCBI's taxonomy places the organism in Eukaryota, Fungi, Ascomycota, Dothideomycetes, Pleosporales, Leptosphaeriaceae.